Molecule: messenger RNA, 777 nt
Organism: Ruditapes philippinarum (Manila clam)
Lineage: Eukaryota; Metazoa; Mollusca; Bivalvia; Venerida; Veneridae
Exons: 5
Coding region: 1-777 (258 amino acids)
Source: RefSeq, a predicted model, not a curated record
AUGUCUCUGCUAUUACAUGCUAAAGGGCAUCAAAAAGGCUGUAUGAAUCGGAUAGUGGCACUGAUGAGAAUGAGACAGACACAGAGAGUAGGCCACCACAAGUUAUUGACCAAGCAACAACGCCCAAAGAGUCACAAAGCCUACUUUCAUCUCCGCCUCGCUUAUCUGCACAGGCAUUGCGAGAGGCCAGCAGUGAUGUGCAAAGUGCUUCUUCAAUACAAGGCUUCUGAUACACCCUUCCGUGGGCAGAUUAUUGGGCCCACUGCUGUUACACAGAUUCUCCGAGUCUUUGAGACAAUGCGAGAGAAGAAUCGUGAAAUUAAGAGGAUGGUGCAGCGAAUGCUGUUAAGGUCAGCAGCAGAUGACCAACCGCUGCAACUUCCGAAAGAUAUCUCAUUCCCUAUUCGUUAUCCUGAGCAGAUGGAAGCAUUCGAUAAGCUUCUGGGAGAUCAGACAAUACUCUCAUCUGUGGUGCGGUUCCUCUCAAUGUUUGGUAUGGCAGAUGUACGGGAAACUGUUGACCGCUUGAUGAAAGAAACCAUGUCAAAUGAACUGGCAAGAAUGUACAAUAUGAAGUGGCUGAAGGGGAAGGAAAAGUUUGUGGGCCUCUGGAUACUGAAUGUUUUGUAUAAAUGUGUCCAAAGGAACUUGCCGACAAAGGCUGCAACGAGGAAGGAUGUUGAAAUAGAGGUUUCAAAGUGGCUGGCUGGCGCGCGGGACCGCGAUGGGGAAGAAAAGCAAGAAACAAAGUGUCAGAGACCUUACCUGAAGAAAUGA